AUGCUUCUCCGCAAUGACAAGUCCUACAACGGCAUAUCCGACCCGCUCCAGAGUCUAACGACUACGGCAUCUACCAAGCAGUAUUCCGGCAACCCCUCCCCGCUCGCUCGUCUACCACGCGAAUUGCGCGACCAGAUCUACGAGUAUGCCCUGGGUGCCGACAUGAUGCGCAUAUUGAGUUUCGGCGAGACGAAGCUCAUAAUGCUUCCAAUCUACGCGCCGGGUCGCGUGUACUGUGAUCAGGAAGACGGUCUUCCGAUGUGGAUGCUAUCUAGCCAGACGAUUCUGUCUGAAGCACUCGAAGUCUUCCACCGAACGCAGUGCUUUGAGCACAUCGACCUUGCGCCAUACGCCCAAUGGAAACUUUCGCCCACCCGGAGGAACCCCCUGGUACUCAACCAAAAUAUACGUCACGUAAAACUCAACGAGCCACUCGAAGUGGUCGGAAAUUCCUUUCCAUUACCAAGUUCCUGGCAUCCCGGAUAUAACGAUACGUUUCUGAAGUGUCUUGCGUUAUGGAAUCCGCCGGAACUGGACGUACGCUGUGAGGUAUUCUCUAAUAAUCCGGAAGGACCUCGCAUGGAUCCAAGCCAGGUACCAAAGUGGCACAGUAAGGUCCCUGUGCGGAACCCCGAUGUACGUGAUCGGUUCAAACAGCUUCGCGGACGGUGCAGAAGCAUGUCAGUGGAAAUCAAAGUCCCUCACGGUUUUCAGGAGAACGGAAAGCUUUUGGAUAACGCACGAGCUUGGGCUGAGCCUAAGCUCGAGCACAAGAGACAAUAUUUCGCCGACUUAUGUCAGUCGAUUGAGGCAUGGGCGAGGGAAUUGGUUGGCGGAAGCACGCGCUUCUUACUGAAGAACGAGAAUGACGGAAGGAGCAAUUGGAAGAAUGGAACUCCUCCGGGAAAGUACUUUAGGGCCAUAUGCGAGGCGCAAAGACUCGGCUAA
Molecule: messenger RNA, 948 nt
Organism: Alternaria novae-zelandiae
Lineage: Eukaryota; Fungi; Ascomycota; Dothideomycetes; Pleosporales; Pleosporaceae
Exons: 1
Coding region: 1-948 (315 amino acids)
Source: RefSeq, a predicted model, not a curated record